UUGUUCUUUAGAAAGAAGAAGCUGCGAUUGUCAUCAGCGUCACUGUUGAAGUCGGCAUUUCCCAAAUUGUGUUAUUCGUGUUUGUCACUACCAAUUUAGCAAUAUGAUGAAAAACAAGUUGAUUGCUCUCAAGCAUCCUACACCUGAUAAUCUCGACUGCAAUGACAGGAAAGUUUUCGCUAGUACAGUUCUAUGGCUGGAGGACCAGAAAAUUCGUGAAUACAGGAUUGAAGAUAGGGAAGGUCUCCGUCAAGUCGACUCAGCGGAUAAGUGGGAAAAAGCAUAUACGGCCUAUAAACAGGAUGUUGGCAUGCCAAAAUUGACGACUCCCGUGGAGGAGCUAUCAUGGUUACUCAGUUACGCAGUACGAUUGGAAUAUUUAGACGAUCCCGAUAAAUAUAAGGAUUUGAACUCGAAAGAAAUCCUCGCGAAGAAUAGCAAGUCACAGGAGCCGACAAUAAAAGCGCAGAAUUCCUUCGAUAAAUUAGAUUUUAAUCACAAGGACUUCAUCGCCGGGGUACGAACUCUAGCGUCGAAGCUAGGUAUCACCAACCACCCCGAUCAUCUUGUGCUACUUGAAGCUGUAGCACGGGUGGUCCACGAACGAUUAAGUGCUCAGGCAACUAAGAGUCCGGCGAUAGAGGGAAAGCCAUUCCCAUUCGAGAAGGGGAAUGAUGUGAUUACCGAUGAGAAAGCGCUGGACAAAGCGGCCCGCAUAUUACGACUCUUACAAAUCCAUACGUUGCGUGAGCUGCAGACGAAAAUCAACGAGACAAUCGUCGCUGUCCAAGAUCUGACUGCCGAUCCCAGGACUGACACGAAGCUCGGAAAAGUCGGUUUCUAGAAACUUUCAAUGUGAAUUCUCUUUUCUUUCCUUUAUCGUAACUUAUUUUUAUAAAAAAUUGUCGAUGGCGGUCUCCAAAGCUACCUCGAUGGUAAUAAAGAUUUAAUAUUGGCACA
This is a messenger RNA of Hermetia illucens (black soldier fly), 960 nucleotides long. RefSeq names its product RNA transcription, translation and transport factor protein. Gene Ontology annotation, biological process: tRNA splicing, via endonucleolytic cleavage and ligation. The transcript has 3 exons. The record is from RefSeq and is a predicted model, not a curated record. Gene Ontology annotation, cellular component: tRNA-splicing ligase complex. Bases 104 to 844 code for a protein of 246 amino acids. Gene Ontology annotation, molecular function: RNA binding. Lineage: Eukaryota; Metazoa; Arthropoda; Insecta; Diptera; Stratiomyidae.